AUGAAAAUAACAGAUGAAAGAAAACAGGAGUCAUUAGAAAUGUUGAGCAAAUAUCCGGAUCGUAUUCCAGUAAUCAUUGAAAGGUAUACCAAUUCGCACAUAACUGAGCUUGAUAAGGACAAAUUCCUGGUGCCAUACGAUUGCACUGUCGCUCAGUUUCAGUGGACAAUCCGUAAGAGGUGUCGAUUUUCGGCGAGUAAAGCAAUAUUUCUGUUUGUAAACCGCACUCUACCGCAGGCCUGUGCUCUCAUGGGAGAGAUCUAUCAGCAGCACAGGGAUGAGGACGGCUUCCUCUAUAUGGCUUACAGCGGAGAAAAUACUUUCGGCAAAUCAUCGACACAUCCAUAAUAUUUGUAAUGAUAUUGCAUUUGUU
Messenger RNA from Medioppia subpectinata, 373 nucleotides. NCBI's taxonomy places the organism in Eukaryota, Metazoa, Arthropoda, Arachnida, Sarcoptiformes, Oppiidae. The record is from the annotation of a GenBank genome assembly.